Messenger RNA from Sitophilus oryzae (rice weevil), 1062 nucleotides. Its product is annotated as phosphoglycerate mutase 1. Gene Ontology annotation, molecular function: intramolecular phosphotransferase activity. NCBI's taxonomy places the organism in Eukaryota, Metazoa, Arthropoda, Insecta, Coleoptera, Curculionidae. Bases 117 to 881 code for a protein of 254 amino acids. The transcript has 3 exons. The record is from RefSeq and is a predicted model, not a curated record. Gene Ontology annotation, biological process: glycolytic process.
CCGAGGAGGUGGCAGCCCUGUGUGACAUUUAAGUUUAUCUGUGGUUAGGAUCAACUUCAAGUGUCGGUGAUUUAGAGAGAACGGGUUGUAUUUUUAAAAAUAAAAACAUAUUUACCAUGGCACCGUUCAAAAUCGUUAUGGUCCGUCAUGGAGAAUCCGAGUGGAACGAAAAGAAUCUCUUUUGCGGCUGGUUUGACGCCAAUUUAAGUGAAAAAGGAAAAAAAGAAGCUGAAAGUGCGGGAAAGGCCUUAAAAGACAGCGGAUAUAAGUUCGAUGUCGCUUACACCUCCGUUUUGACCCGAGCACAAAAUACUCUUCAAGCAGUAUUGAACGAAAUCGGUCAAACUGAUCUUCCUGUUGUCAAAACUUGGCGUUUAAAUGAACGUCACUACGGAGGCUUGACGGGGUUGAAUAAGGCCGAGACUGCCGCAAAAUACGGAGAAGAGCAGGUUGCUAUUUGGCGUAGAAGCUUCGAUAUUCCUCCACCACCAAUGGAACCUGAUCAUCCUUACUACGAUAUUAUCGUUAAAGAUCCCAGGUACGCUGAGGGACCACCACAGGAUCAGUUCCCCAAAUUUGAAAGUCUCAAGUUAACUAUUGAGCGUACUUUACCAUUCUGGAACGAAACUAUUGUACCUCAAAUAAAAAGUGGGAAGAGUAUUCUUAUUGCCGCUCAUGGAAACAGUUUACGAGGAAUUGUAAAACAUUUAGAUCAGUUAUCUGAUGAGCAGAUCAUGAAACUGAAUCUACCCACUGGCAUUCCAUUUGUAUACACUUUGGAUGAGAAUCUGCAUCCAAUUAAGAGUUUGGAAUUUUUGGGAGACCCGGAGACGGUGAAGAAGGCUGUGGAAGCUGUGGCUGCCCAGGGAAAAGCCAAAUAAUUUUGUAUAAACUAAUUUUUAUUACAGCUGUUACGAUGAAAUCUUAGCAAUGUUGUGAAUAUUGAUAAGUGACUAAAUGUUAUGUAUGUUUACUUUUAUUUAAAAUAUUUAUUGUCAUUAUUCUGAAUUGAGAAAAACACUUAUAUGUACAGUAACUGAAAAUAUACACCUAAGGAUUUAA